AUGGCUGACAAGGGUCUUGAGGAUGUCCCUGAGACACAGAUUGAGACUAACUAUGACGAGACCGUCGACUCCUUCGAUGACAUGAACCUCAAGUCUGAGCUCCUCCGAGGCAUCUACGCCUACGGUUUCGAGCGCCCCUCUGCUAUUCAGCAGCGUGCUAUCAUGCCCGUCAUCAAGGGUCACGAUGUCAUCGCCCAGGCCCAGUCCGGUACUGGAAAGACCGCCACCUUCUCUAUCUCUGUCCUCCAGAAGAUCGACACCAACCUCAAGGCUUGCCAGGCUCUGAUCCUUGCCCCCACCCGUGAGCUUGCUCAGCAGAUUCAGAAGGUUGUCGUCGCUAUUGGCGACUUCAUGAACAUUGAGUGCCACGCCUGCAUUGGUGGUACCAGUGUCCGUGAUGACAUGAAGGCCCUCGCCGACGGCCCCCAGGUCGUUGUCGGUACCCCCGGUCGUGUCCAGGACAUGAUCCAGCGUCGUUUCCUCAAGACCGACAGCAUGAAGAUGUUCGUUCUCGACGAGGCCGAUGAGAUGCUUUCUCGUGGUUUCACUGAGCAGAUCUACGACAUCUUCCAGCUCCUUCCUCAGUCCACCCAGGUCGUCCUUCUUUCCGCCACCAUGCCCCAGGACGUCCUUGAGGUCACCACCAAGUUCAUGCGCGACCCUGUCCGCAUUCUUGUCAAGAAGGACGAGCUUACCCUGGAGGGUAUCAAGCAGUUCUACAUUGCUGUUGAGAAGGAGGAGUGGAAGCUUGACACUCUUUCCGACUUGUACGAGACCGUCACCAUCACCCAGGCCGUCAUCUUCUGCAACACCCGCAGAAAGGUCGACUGGCUCACCGACAAGCUCACUGCCCGUGACUUCACCGUCUCCGCCAUGCACGGUGACAUGGACCAGGCUCAGCGUGACCUGAUCAUGAAGGAGUUCCGAUCCGGUUCUUCUCGUGUCCUGAUCGCCACUGAUCUUCUGGCCCGUGGUAUCGAUGUCCAGCAGGUGUCCCUGGUCAUCAACUAUGAUCUCCCCGCCAACCGUGAGAACUACAUCCACCGAAUUGGUCGUGGAGGUCGUUUCGGCCGAAAGGGUGUCGCCAUUAACUUCGUCACCGCUGAUGACGUUCGCAUGCUGCGUGAGAUAGAAAGCUUUUACAGCACUCAGGUCGACGAGAUGCCCAUGAACGUUGCCGAUCUUAUCUAA
Messenger RNA from Fusarium pseudograminearum CS3096, 1191 nucleotides. RefSeq lists its product as uncharacterized. Gene Ontology annotation, molecular function: ATP binding; RNA binding; RNA helicase activity. NCBI's taxonomy places the organism in Eukaryota, Fungi, Ascomycota, Sordariomycetes, Hypocreales, Nectriaceae. The record is from RefSeq and is a predicted model, not a curated record. The coding region runs from base 1 to 1191 and encodes 396 amino acids. The transcript has 4 exons.